Messenger RNA from Rotaria sp. Silwood2, 612 nucleotides. The record is from the annotation of a GenBank genome assembly. NCBI's taxonomy places the organism in Eukaryota, Metazoa, Rotifera, Eurotatoria, Philodinida, Philodinidae.
AUGUCAAAAAAAGCAAAUCUUCGACAAACAAAAAUUGUAACAUUAACUGAUUAUCAUAGAAAAGAAAUUGAAGAUAUUAGUCGAGAUAAAGAAUAUAUGAUAAAAGAAUAUAAACAAAAAAAAGAAGAAUUACGAUUGCAAUUAAUUGAAAAAGAACAAUUAUUAAUACAAGUAAAAAACGAUUUAGAAGCUAUGAAUGGAUACCAACUAAUUCAAGAACAACAAAAUAACGAAAUCAAGCGUUUACAAUAUGAAAUAACACGAGUACGUGGUCAACACGUUAAUGAAAUCUCUCGUAUGAAAUUAACUUAUGAAAAAGACCUUCAAGAACAACGUGCCAAUGAAAAUGCUCAAGUUGAAGAAAUUCGACGACAAGCUAAUAAGGAAGCUGAACAAUUUCUUUAUGAUCAAACAGUAAGUAUUCAAAAUGAAAAUGUUGAAUUAAGAAAAGCAUUACAAGAUAUGCUUAAGCGAACACAAGUAUUAAAUGAUUUAAAACAACGUUUAGAAGAAGAACAAUUACAUUUAAUAAAUCGAAUUAAAUUAACUGCUGAUCUUAGAAAAAUACGUUUGGAUAAAGUAUCAACCAAUAUACCCGAGGAAUCGUCUUAA